Messenger RNA from Botrytis fragariae, 210 nucleotides. RefSeq lists its product as uncharacterized. The transcript has 2 exons. The record is from RefSeq and is a predicted model, not a curated record. Bases 1 to 210 code for a protein of 69 amino acids. Lineage: Eukaryota; Fungi; Ascomycota; Leotiomycetes; Helotiales; Sclerotiniaceae.
AUGACGAUAAACGACAAUGCUGCCAAUGAUGUCGCUUGUGGUGUGAUCUACCCACCCGAAGCUCCUCUCCUGGAGCCCUCGCUGGAAUUUACAUCUACCGCGAAUACCACACCUUAUGAAAAGGCCAUAGGGUGUUACCUGGAUAUUCAUCAUUUUGUACCAGGAGAGACAAAAGAAUAUCAGAAAGAUUCGACGAAGAAAGGCAUUUAG